Molecule: messenger RNA, 2337 nt
Organism: Hippoglossus stenolepis (Pacific halibut)
Lineage: Eukaryota; Metazoa; Chordata; Actinopteri; Pleuronectiformes; Pleuronectidae
Gene: pycr1a
Product: pyrroline-5-carboxylate reductase 1a
Exons: 8
Coding region: 163-1128 (321 amino acids)
Biological process (GO): L-proline biosynthetic process
Molecular function (GO): pyrroline-5-carboxylate reductase activity
Source: RefSeq, a predicted model, not a curated record
GGCUCUCUCGUCCUGUCAGUCAGGUUUCUCUCCGGGGUCCAGUAAAGCGACAGCAGUCGGGUCCACGUUGACAGUUGUAGUAAACUCAGGUGAGUUUGUGGAGCCGUCGCUGCGUUUCCUGGUUAUUCUGUGACCUCAGGGACGCCUCCAUAGAUUAGUAGAAUGAGUGUGGGGUUCAUAGGAGCAGGCCAGCUGGCCCACGCUCUGGUGAGAGGCUUCGCAGCUGCAGGCGUGAUUGCCACCCACAGAAUCACAGCCAGCUCCCCAGACACAGAUCUCCCCACAGUGCAGGGACUGAGGAAACUGGGUGUGAAUUUCACCACCAGCAACAAAGAGACGGUGAAAAAUUGCGACGUACUCUUCCUGGCCGUUAAGCCCCACAUCAUUCCGUUUGUUCUGGAUGAGAUCGGACCGGACAUCGAAGAUCGUCACCUUAUUGUGUCGUGUGCGGCGGGUGUCACCAUCAGCUCCAUAGAGAAGAAGCUGCUGCAGUAUCGCCCUGCUCCGAAGGUGAUGCGUUGCAUGACCAACACUCCAGUGGUGGUGCGUGAAGGAGCCACUGUGUACGCCACGGGCACCCAUGCAGAGGUGGAGGAUGGGAAGCUUCUGGAGCAGCUGAUGGCCAGUGUAGGAUACUGCACUGAGGUGGAAGAGGAUCUGAUUGACGCUGUAACGGGUCUCAGUGGCAGUGGCCCUGCUUACGCUUUCACAGCGGUGGAUGCUCUAGCUGAUGGUGGAGUGAAAAUGGGCCUCCCCAGGAGACUGGCUGUACGCCUCGGAGCCCAGGCCAUGCUGGGGGCAGCUCGAAUGCUGUUGGACUCAGACGAGCACCCUGGGCAGCUCAAGGACAAUGUGUGUUCACCAGGGGGCGCCACCAUCCAUGCCCUGCAUGUUAUGGAGAGUGGUGGAUUCCGCAGCCUCCUGAUUAAUGCUGUGGAGGCCUCCUGUGUUAGGACUCGGAAACUUCAGUUAUUGGCUGACCAGGAGAAUAUCUCUCCAGCUGCCAUAAAGAAAACAACUCUGGACAAAGUGCUUCAGCAGCCCGGAGUGAACGUAGAAGCUGCAGGAAUCAAACCCCGUGCGAUCAGUUUCUUUAACAGCAGUAACCCCAGGAUCAAGAAGAACUGAAUCCGCAGCAUUUCAUUUGAUUUGUCACAUCACUGACAAUCCAGGAUAAGCUGUCAGUAAAUGCUGUUAAUACACCAUCACUGGCAGAUGGUCUCUGAAACAUAAGCUAAACUAAUGAAAUGUUGUCUAGAUAAAAAAAAUCAUCUGAAUUUGUGAUGAUACCUGAUGCAUGUUUAUAUUUUUGUAAUGAAAUGCAUUUCCUUUGUAAUGUUUUGUAUUGUUCAUUGAUUCCCUCCCCAUUUAAGGUUCAGUUCCUGUGAUAUCAAAUUACUUCCCUUGGUGAGUUAAUGGACUUUGAGAUAUAUUAUAUUUCAAUAUCUGUUUACUAGUUAGGGCAAGGUCACACAUACGUGAAUGCGAAGCAAGUAUCGCAGGUCAUGUUGACUAGAGUUGAACUCCACGCCAAGCCACACCGAGGAUUUACUUUGCCACAGGAAGCAGAUGUGUUAUUCACCUCCUCGUAUGCACAGAUUGGAAGUGAAGGAUCCCCACUGCUUCAUCUGUGUAUGUGUCACCGCGGCCGUAACCAUGCAGUCCUUGUUAGGCAGUUAAGCGUUUGUUGCUGUGUCCCACCCAAUAUGUUACAUGAUGGUUGGGACAUGUUGUUUUCAUUUUGGGGUUUAUGCCUCAUUCUGUUUGUGAACAUCACAACUAAGAAACAACACAUUCUAUAAAUCUCAUACUUCCACUGCAUCUUACCUCUGAUGAUACUUUUGAUUAUCUUGUAAAUCAAAUUCACGAGAAAUUGCUUCAACUCCUUAGCUAUUAAAAAUCAAAUCAAUUAAAAAGUUUAAGGUGAUACCGAAAUAUGCAGUAGGCCUAUACAAAGCCAUACAUAUUGGUAUAAAACAAAGUAUGAUAAUUAUGAGCUCAUUGACUUGAUCAGGAGAAAACAGAUUUUUGAUUUGCAGUAGAAACUUUAUACUGACACCAAUGUACCUCAUAUUAUUGAUUUUGGUGUGGACCGCUGCAUGCAUGUGCAUAUAUUCAGGUAUAACAGUUGGUAGAUCAUGGUGGGACAUUAGCUAAUUAAAGUGCCUCUGUUGUGGAGGUGUGUUUUUAUGUAUUUUCAAAAUUAUGCUAUAUCAAAAUAGAUUAUGAAAUGCUACUUAAAUAUUUUAUAAACAAAAUGUGAACCGUUACAUUUUAUGAUGUAAUGAAGCUGGGUGUUUUCAUAUUUACUUUUAUUAAUAAAUAUGAAAAAGAAAA